Messenger RNA from Paramecium sonneborni, 2275 nucleotides. Lineage: Eukaryota; Ciliophora; Oligohymenophorea; Peniculida; Parameciidae. The record is from the annotation of a GenBank genome assembly.
AGCAAAUUUUCUUUUAUAAAAAAAUUAAAGAAUGCAAUUUCUUGUAAUUAUGAUAUGCAUUCAAUUGCUUGUAGCAUAAGUUGAGACAAAUGGUGAUAAUAAUGAAAAAUGCGAAGAAUAUUUCAACAACAUUUAAUAAUCGAUAAUGUCUGGAUAAAUACCAAAGAAUUUAUCACCAUAAACAAUUCUCAGCUCUGGAAAAGGCCUUUAAGAUUUAGGUUCUUAUUUGGUUUGUAGAGAUACUACUGAUUUACAUUAUAUUCACCUAAGAAUGGUAAGUGGAGGAAGACCUCUACAUAUGGGGUUUUGUUUACCCAUAUUUUGUGAAAUGGAUUACCUUUAGAAUUACAAUGAACCAACAAAAGAAUUUAUAAAUAAUCUAACCGUAUUUAUAUAUAGUUUCCUUAGAAUCUUUAAUACAAUAAGUCGAUGAUUGAUAGUGUUUCCUAUUAGGAUCCUGAAUAAAUGUAUCCAAGAUGGACUGUUGGAACUUAUUUGACUCUUGUUAUGUUCAUAGUCUUAAUAGGUUUAAAUAUCAUUGGAAGCAUUUUCUCAAUUAUCGCAGAAAAUAAAAAAAAAGCUUAUCAAGAUGAUUUGUAGAUAUAGAUCAAAAAGAAAGCAGCCUAGAAAAUAAAUGAAUCUAAACUUGAAGAAUAAUCUUUAAAGGAAUCAGUAAAUUAACUUUAUAGGAGAUCAGAAAUAAUUCGUAAGUAAAAUUUAUAAAAUUAGAAAAUGAAAUCAUGGAGAAUUAGGAAUCUGCAUUUAUGAGUGGUAAAGGCUAGUUUGAAGAGAUUAAAUUUAAAUAAUAUUAGGAGCCAUCAUGGGAAAGAUUUGCUUUAAGUUUUUCCUUUAUUCACAAUUAUUAGAAAUUAUUUAAGAUAAAUGAACCAAAAGGAGAGAAUGCAGGUUUUGUGAUUUUUAAUGGAAUAAGAGCAUUAUCAAUAUUUUGGGUCAUUUAUGGACAUGAUUAAUUAAUUAGAGGAUCUAAUUCUUUUAAUGUCAUAGAUAUCCCUUAUAAAAUAACUGAACCUGGAUGGUUAACACUUACACCAGCUGCAUAUUUUGCUGUAGAUACAUUCUUUUUUGUGGGAGGUUUUUUAGCUGCUGUAUUAUUAUUGGAAAAAUUAACCAAAUUAAGAACAAUAAAAUUUACAUUAGUUCCUGCUAUGUGGUUACAUAGAUUCUUAAGAAUAUGGCCAACUUAUGCAUUUUGUAUAUUAGUUUAUUGGUAAUUAACUGUUUAUUGGUCUGAUGGACCUAUAUGGAAUGAAUAUAUAGCUAUGACUUCUACUUGUAAUAAUUAAUGGUGGAAGAAUCUAUUAUUCAUAGAUAAUAUGUUUUCACAUGAGAAUAAUGGAUUAAAUUAUUGUUUUGGUUGGGGUUGGUAUUUAUCAAAUGACUUUUAGAUAUUUCUUAUUACUCCAAUCUUAUUAAUUAUAUAUGCUAAAAAUAAAAAGAUUGGAUUAGCAUUGAUUGUAUUAUUACUAAUAGGAAGUAUCUUCUCUGCUUAUUAUAUUGCUUAUUCUCAUGAUUAUCAUUUAUAGAUGGGUGCACCAAAUGCUAAACCAUAACCAGAUUAUUAAGAUGUCUUUUAUUAUAAACCUUGGGUCAGAAUUUCUCCUUAUUUAAUUGGCAUACUCUUUGGAUUCUUCUAUCGUAAUUAUAUUAAUGGACAAAAUAAAAAAAUUGUUGAUUUAGCCUAAAAGAUUAAAGAUAGUGUAAUUAUCAGAACUCUCUUUUAUGUAAUAGGAAUUGGAUUAACUUAAACUAUUAUAUGGAUUAUUGUUCCUUUAUAAAAAGAUAUGAAUGCUUGGUCUCAAUAAGCUUAAUAUUUUUAUUAGGCAUUCAAUAGAGUGUUUUUUGUUUUAGGUGUUGGAUUAUGUAUAACACCUGCUCUCUUAGGUUGCAAAAAUGACCCAUCUAGAUUUAUGUAUUAUUAAUCAUUUAUCAUUAGACUUGGACAUCCAUUUUGGUAACCUAUAGCUAGAAUUUCAUUUUGUAUGUAUUUAACUCAUUUCAUUGUUAUUUUAUUCAUGACUUUCAGUUCAACUUAAUUAGUUUAUUACUAGUAUUCACAUAUUCUUUUUUUUACACUUACAGAUAUUGUUUAUACAAUUAUUAUAGGUGGUAUUAUAAGUUUAGCUAUUGAAGUAAAAAAUUUCUUUUAUCUAUCUAGGUACCUUGCAUGAAUUUAGAAAAGAUUCUAUUUGCUCCAAAAAAAAAGGAAGUAUUGAAAUGGAAUGGUAAUUAAAUAGGAGAGAAGAAUGAUUUAUGA